Molecule: messenger RNA, 2509 nt
Organism: Cyclopterus lumpus (lumpfish)
Lineage: Eukaryota; Metazoa; Chordata; Actinopteri; Perciformes; Cyclopteridae
Product: monoacylglycerol lipase ABHD2-like
Exons: 11
Coding region: 596-1918 (440 amino acids)
Biological process (GO): medium-chain fatty acid catabolic process; steroid hormone receptor signaling pathway; acylglycerol catabolic process
Cellular component (GO): sperm plasma membrane; sperm flagellum
Molecular function (GO): monoacylglycerol lipase activity; acetylesterase activity
Source: RefSeq, a predicted model, not a curated record
GAUUUAGAAAGCGGGUGCAGAGUUGACACAUAAGCUAUGAUAUCUCAUUCAAUGUGUAAGUGACGGAAGCUAAAAAACAAAAAGCCAAAUUCCUGUAAAGAACAUGCUAAAAUACGGCAUUCUUUACCGCUGCUUAAAAAAACUCGGAGCUUUAUAAGAGCACCUGAACGCGCCCCCACCCCGAACUCCCCUGCUGUAAACAGACGGUGAGCUUCAACUCCAGUUGGAUCCGACCAGAACUCGGGAGAACUACCCGAAAAACAGCGAUGGUAACACCGGAAAUGUUCCCUUUUCAACGCGAGGCACUUCACGUAAAGUCCGUGCGGCGUUUGGGUUUUUUCGGAAGCCUCCAGCUUCCCCUCGAGCCACUUCAGGGGCAGUUGUUAACGCCACCUGAGUAACUAACUCUUCAACAGAUACUCGAACCGAGGACACUUGUUGUUGGGCUUUAUUUAAACCGACCGGAACACAGCCGGCUGCUUUUGUUUUUCUUCUAUUCUAUUCUACUUUCUUUUUUUUUCACUGAGUGAGCAUCGCCAGAGAAAAAGGAGGGACCACGAACUGUAUUUCCGUCAAAGUCGGUCAAGGUCCCACGAUGACCGCCCUCGAGGACGGCGACAUGGGCUCCUUCGGCCCGGAGCUGCCGGCCAUGUUCGACGGCGUGAAGCUGGCGGCGGUGGCGACCGUCCUCUACGUCAUCGUCCGCUGUCUGAACCUGAAGAGUACCACAAAACCGCCCGAGAUCGUCCACCAGGACACUCCGCUCAGCCGCUACCUGUUCAAGUCCUGCUCGAUGCUGACCAAAGAAUACAUUCCUCCCUUGUUGUGGGGCAAGAGCGGACACCUCCAGACGGCCCUGUACGGCAAGAUGGGGCGUGUCAACACUCCGACGCUCUCCGGGACACGCAAGUUCCUCCCGAUGCCGGACGGGGCCACGGCGACCUUUGACCUCUUCGAAGCUCUAGGAGAUCACAGCGCAGGAGAUGACGUUACCAUGGUAAUCUGCCCUGGGAUCGGUAACCAUAGCGAGAAGAACUACAUUCGUACCUUCGUGGAUCACUCCCAGCGGCGGGGUUACCGCUGCGCCGUCCUCAACCACCUGGGAGCCCUGCCCAACGUGGAGCUCACCUCGCCCCGCAUGUUCACCUACGGUUGCACCUGGGAGUACGCCGCCAUGGUGGAGCACAUCAAACGGGCUUUCCCUCAGACGCUGCUGGUGGCUGUGGGCUUCAGCCUGGGGGGGAACAUCGUCUGCAAGUUCUUGGGUGAGAGCCCGUCCAACCAGGACCGGGUGCUGUGCUGCGUCACCGUCUGUCAGGGUUACAGCGCCCUCAGAGUCCAGGAGACGUUCUUUCAGUGGGACCAGUGCAGGAGACUCUACAACUUUGCGCUGGCGGACAGAAUGAAGAAGCUCAUCCUGUCACACAGGAGCACUUUGCUCGGCCUGGCCGGCAGCAACAUCGGUGAGGUGGACCUGAGCCGACUGUACGCCGCCACGUCUCUGAUGCAGAUCGACGACAGCAUCAUGAGGAAGUUUCACGGCUACAGCUCCUUGAAGGAGUACUACGAGAAGGAGAGCUGUAUGAACUACAUCCACAAAGUCACUGUGCCGAUGUUCCUCAUCAACUCCUCAGACGACCCACUCAUUCAUCAGUCGCUACUGGAAAUACCGCGCACGCUCGCAGAAAAGAUGCCCAACGUGAUGUUCGCCCUGACCCAACACGGGGGCCACCUGGGCUUCUUCGAGGGGGCCAUGCUGUUCCCUCAGCCGCUCACCUGGAUGGACAAGGUCGUCGUCGGGUACGCCGACGCCGUCUGCCACUGGGAGAAGAACCGCCCGGCAUGCCGGAGGAGCAGCCACCGGGACGUGAACUCCUGCCCGAAGAAGAGGACGCCGGGUGACGAGCGGCGUGCGUAAGAAGACUUGAGACGGGACGAUGGACCAACAAAAAAAAAAAAAAAUAUAUAUAUAUAUAUAUAUAUAUAUAUACACAACGACGCACACGCCGCCUGUCUUUUGCUCUACGUCGGGACAUCGCGGCCUCAAAGCGCUCUGAGGAAAUGUAAGCUGGUCUCUUUUUAAAAAUGGAUGAGAGGAGGCGAAGUUCAAGUGGGUCGUGCUAAAUUAUGUAUUGGAACGCGUGGAAGAUACCUGAACCCCCCACCACCAUGUUGAAUCGGGUCCUUCCUCUUGUUCCCGGUUAACCUCCCAGUGUAACACCAGUUCACCCUCUGCUGGUUUGGAAAGCAGGGUGAUAUAAUUAGUGGUGGGUGGUGGAUGUGACCUCUGACCUGAAGUGUGUGUGUGUGUGUGUGUGUGUGUGUGUGUGUGUAAGAAGAGAAAAGUGUGUUUCUCGACAUGAAUGAAUCCAAUAUUCAUACGUCGGCUCACGCAACUAGAAACACUUUAAACUUAAAAGCCUUAAACCUUUAACCCAUAAUAUCCUUAAAAAUACACCUGAAGACCCCCGUCAGUUAUAUUUUGAAGCAUUUUUUUUAAUUUUUUUUA